UUCUGCAACAAGAUGGCUGUCGUUCCUGAGAGCAGAGUCCUGACUUUCAGCGUUUUUAAAUGGAGUUCUUACUCCUCUACAUAUUUACCAGAGAAUAUCUUGGUGGACAAACCUAAUGAUCAGUCUUCCAGGUGGUCUUCUGAGAGCAACUACCCUCCACAGUUUUUAAUCUUGAAAAUGGAGAGGCCAGCAAUUGUUCAGAGCAUUACCUUUGGGAAGUAUGAGAAGACUCAUGUCUGCAAUCUGAAGAAGUUUAAAGUGUUUGGUGGGAUGAGUGAAGAGAACAUGACAGAGCUUUUGUCCAGUGGCCUUAAGAAUGACUACAACAAGGAAACGUUCACCUUAAAGCACAAGAUCGAUGAGCAGAUGUUUCCCUGCAGAUUUGUCAAAAUAGUGCCUCUGAUGUCUUGGGGUCCUAGUUUUAACUUCAGCAUCUGGUACAUUGAGCUGCAUGGUAUUGAAGAUCCUGAUGUGGUGCAGCCCUGCCUUAACUGGUAUAGCAAGUACAGAGAACAGGAAGCCAUCCGCCUUUGCCUCAAGCACUUCCGGCAGCAUAACUACACAGAAGCCUUCGAAUCGCUGCAAAAGAAGACUCGGAUAGCACUCGAGCACCCCAUGCUCACCCACCUGCAUGACCGGCUGGUGCUGCAAGGAGACUUUGAUGCCUGUGAGGAGCUCAUAGACAAAGCCGUGAGAGAUGGUUUGUUUAACCAGUACAUCAGCCAGCAGGAGUACAAGCCCAGGUGGAGUCAGAUCAUCCCAAAAUGCAACAAAGGUACAAGCGGUCAAGAAAUCAACCGAGACGACAUGAACGGCGACGGCGAUGACAACAGGCCAGGGAUGAGGGGAGGACAUCAAAUGGUCAUUGACGUCCAGACUGAGACGGUGUAUCUGUUCGGGGGCUGGGACGGCACACAGGACCUGGCUGAUUUCUGGGCUUACAGCGUUCAGGAGAACCAGUGGGCCUGCAUCUCCAGAGACACUGAGAAAGAGAGCGGUCCAAGUGCUCGCUCCUGCCACAAGAUGUGCAUCGACUCCCAGCGGCGUCAGAUCUACACACUGGGCCGGUACCUGGACUCCAGCGUCAGGAACAGCAAGUCCCUGAAGAGCGACUUCUACCGCUACGACAUCGAUGCCAACACCUGGACGCUACUCAGCGAGGACACGUCAGCUGAUGGAGGCCCUAAGUUGGUGUUUGACCACCAGAUGUGCAUGGACUCAGAAAAGCACAUGAUCUACACGUUUGGCGGUCGGAUCCUGACGUGUAACGGCAGCGUGGAGGACAGUCGAACGUCAGAGCCUCAGUUCAGUGGCCUGUAUGCCUACCAUUGCCAGGCUGGAACAUGGAGCCUCCUGCGGGAGGACUCAUGUAACGCCGGGCCAGAGGAUGUCCAGUCCCGCAUCGGACACUGCAUGCUCUUCCACACUAGAAACCGCUGUCUGUAUGUUUUCGGAGGUCAGAGGUCAAAGACCUACCUCAAUGAUUUCUUUAGCUACGAUGUGGAUGGAGACCAUGUAGAGAUCAUAUCUGAUGGCACCAAGAAGGACUCUGGCAUGGUGCCAAUGACGGGCUUUACCCAGAGAGCCACCAUUGACCCCGAGCUCAAUGAGAUCCAUGUGCUGUCGGGCCUCAGCAAAGACAAGGACAAACGGGAGGAGAACGUCCGCAACUCCUUCUGGAUCUACGACAUCGCCCGCAACAACUGGUCAUGUGUGUAUAAGAACGAUCAGGCACUGAAAGAAAACCCGAGUAAGGCUUUGCAGGAGGAGGAGCCAUGUCCACGCUUUGCACACCAGCUGGUGUAUGAUGAAAUGCACAAGGUGCAUUACCUGUUUGGUGGAAACCCUGGGAAGUCUUGUUCUCCGAAGAUGCGACUGGACGACUUCUGGUCCCUCAAACUGUGUCGGCCCUCGAAGGAGUACCUGCUCCGUCACUGCAGAUACCUCAUCAGGAAAUACAGGUUUGAGGAGAAAGCCCAGUCAGAGCCGCUGAGUGCACUGAAGUACCUUCAGAACGAUCUGUCUCUCACUGUGGACCACACAGACCCCGAUGAGACCAAAGAGUUUCAGCUCCUGCCCUCGGCUCUGUUCAAGUCCAGCUCCGACUUCAUCCCUCUGGGCUUCUCAGACGUAGACCAGACGUACGCUCAGCGGACACAGCUCUUCGACACGCUUGUCAACUUCUUCCCCGACAGUAUGACCCCGCCCAAGGGCAACCUGGUGGACCUCAUCACCCUCUAGCCCCUCCCACUGCUGAUACACCUGUCCCUGCCCCCCCCCCCCCCCAUCGCCUCAGCCACUGGACUGACUGAACACCACCCAUGCACCUGAUGGGACGGAGGAGACAGAGACCAGUUAUUUUUCUAUUGGUGAACCCUGCUGGUGGGAGUACACUUCAUCUGGAACAGCUCCGCCUCCGUCACACUGACCUGCUGCUGUCAUAGGCUGGGUUACCCGAUGGUGACAGUCAUGAACACACACGCAUCAACAUCACCGUAUUUCAGCAAAAUUCCAUGACAGCCUGAGGUUUGUGUGUGUGUGUGUGUGUGUUUGCCUUUUUUCCCCUGAAUCUCCCUUCCAUUUUUUCUUGCUGAUGAAGAUUUCUUGGAACACACUAAGCCCCUCUUAAGUCUGCCAAACAACUCUUGUGUUUUUUGGUUUUUUUUGUUUGUUUUUUUUUUUUUAUCUUAACUUGAUUUUUCUUCCCAGAAAAGUUUAGGCCAAAAAAAAAAAAAGAGGACUCGCACACAUUUGUUUGAGAUCUCUUUUCAGUGAGUUUUCCUUUUUUUUAAGUGUUAGACUUGUGCUUUGUACCCACACAGUCGAUCAGGCGUGUUUGAGGCAGAACACAUGGCGAGGCGAUUCAGGCCAGUUGCAGUGAAAGUUAAGUUGAAAUUGACUGGUAUUUAUUUCAUUUGAGGACGGGACGGUUUGACCAUGAAUGAGAAACCGUCUCACUGUCCUCUACAAACUCUCCUGUUUUUGUGUUCUGCAAAAUUUCAGGACAAAUGCGGCUUAAUGUCAGCUUUCAUUCUGAUUGGUUCACUUGUUCUUCUGUAACACAUGCCCCUGUUUAUGACUGAGAAAAGAAGUCAACAUUUUAAAUAUAGGCACAAUAGAGGACUGAUUCUACUAGAUAAAGUUUAAUAUAUAUCUAAAUAUACAUUUAUAUUGGUUUUGGUUGUUAUCCAUUUAAAAUUAGUCUUCAGUCACUCAUGGUCUGAAGCUUAAUUCUGUAGUGUACAGAAUGUGUAAAUAUACAUAUAGGAUUUUUUAAAUUACUCUUUGAUUGAACAGAUUCUUUGCGCUUCCUCUUUCAUCUGUAUCAGAAAGUCGAAGGACACACACAGUAACGUUCUGGCCCUCCAUGUAAAACUCAUCAUUACUUGUUGGAGAGAAAUUAAAAUAAGCAGAGUGAGUGUGAGAAUUAAGUGCUGGUACCAGUAAACCCAGUUUGAUGACGUGACCGGGAGAAGGUGUUUUAGGUCUGUUUGGUGUGUUGAUAAAUAACUGGGUGAAAUUUUCCUUUUCUCUCCUUCAGAUCUCAGAUGUCUGAAUAGUUGGAUGAGUAGAAGUUACAUUACAGUCUUUGUCCCACUUAUACCAUGGCCACAAAUUCCAUGUCAUGAAAUGAAAAACACAAGUUGUUGCUGUUCUGUUUUUGAAUAAUAUGGAAUGUAGGGCUCAGACUAUUAUUUUCAUUAUUGAUUAAGCUGCUGUUUAACUUCCUUAAUUAAUCGAUAAGUUGUUAAAAUGUAUAAAAUGGCAAAAAAUUCCCGCCAGUUUCCCAGAGCUCAAACAAAAUAGUUCAAACAAUUGUGUUAUCACUAUAGUUGCAUAUUUAUUUUAUUCGAUCGACAAAAUAAUUAAAUAUAGUUGCUUGUGUUCCCCCUUCUACCAUUCAUACCAUGACUCCAAUAUCCACAUUCACACAUUUAGCAAAUGUGUUUGAAUUUAAAUUCACGUGGUUCUCAAUGAACAGCUGUUCAUCUAUAACUUUCUUAUUGGUUGCAUAAAUAACUCCAAGUCAUGUAGCCUCACCAGAGUGAGUUCAUUAUACAGUAAUUUAAAAUGGAAAAGAAAACAUCUGCGUCACAUGCGUCCAAUUACUCCUCACCUUCCAGCCAAUCAGAACCAAGGAUUCUCAGUGGCCAUAGUAUAAGUUCAUUUUACAGACAGAGAGCUGGUUGCUGUUGUUGGACUCCUUCAGUACAAGUAGAGCAGACUGAGCUCUGUCCGUGUUAGUGGAUCAUUGCUUUGCUCCUCUGUGCAGAGAUGGGAGGGUUUCUGCUCAUUAUUCAAAGGCUUAAUUAGUAUUUCUGAUUAUAACAUGAUAUUUGAUUGAUCCCAAGCUGCUCAUUUGUCGUUCUGUCUGUGGUAAAUGAGGAAGGGGGAUGCAGCAGAUGAAUGCUGUCUAGAGUCUGAGAGUUGAGUUUCCUGUGUAUGAAUGAACAGAUGGUAGAAAGGUCGAGAAUGAGUUUACCAGCCGGCAGGUGAGUUAAUGUCAGACAGAAUUAAUGUCUUCCAAUCAACAGGUCAAAGGUCAGCUUCAGCUUUAGGAGAGAAAACCUGCCAUGUUUUCAUGGCAGAUCUGGUGUAUGUGUUUUAGUUGAAGUGGAGAUGUUUACCUGUUUACCUGCUACCACUAAAUCAAAGUCCUACCGUUCAGUUCUUUAGUUGUCUUCCAUGAGCGUCAGUCAGACGCUAACAGAUCGAUCACUAACAUCCCUGAUGCAUCACAACACUGCGACUCUUGCUAUGACUGUUGAUAAUCUGAGUGUAACGUACAGGUUCAGUUUCUGUCCUGAAACCCUGAGGACGGAUGAACUUUAACUCCGGGACAGAACUGAGUAAAAAUAUAACAGCAAUUAAGAAUAUCAUCUUUAACACUCAACUUUAUUUUGAUUCAAGGGUCUCAGAGAUUUUAAGAUCAAGCGUGAAAUAGUAACUUAUAAAUACCUUUUUAAUAGACACCUAAUGCACUUAUUUUGAAAUGAAAGGACGAUACUGGUUUAAGCCCAUCAAGUACUAAAACAACAGCCACUGUCACCAGUGUGUGUCUCGUGUUCAUGUUGGUUCUCUGAAAGAUAAAUCCCCAGUGAUCUUUGAAAACCACCGAAGGUUGUUAAACGAGGCUUACGUCUAUUUCGACUUAUAGUUGUGACUCCAUUUCCUGAAGCAGACAGGCAGAAACAACAACUCAAAAAAUAUAAACACACUAAGUCUAUGAAUAUGUGCACAAAUAUAAAAAUAACACAAAAACACACAUUUUGAUCAUUGCAAUGUGGUUUAAAUCAAGCAAUGAAAUAUUCUUCUGCUCCAGCUCGUGUCUUUUAUCUACAUUAGAUGUUCAACAACAGCAAAGAUUUAUUUUUAAAAUAGUGAAACACUGAGCUCAGUGAUUUUGAUGUAAUGAUACAUUAAAGGCACAAACUGAGGCUCGGUGAAAAAAAACAACGUAACAUUGGACUGGAAGCAAAGAUUCAUCAUGUCUGUUUUAAAGCAGCAACAUCCGCAGAACUAACAGAGGCUGACAUGAGCUGCUGGUCAGACCAGAGCGAGUGAGGCUGCUGCAGCCAAUCACAGUCAGCAGUUUGUUUAUGAAGUCAUGUUUACCUCUUUCAGUUUUUACCACUGACUGUGGGUUUUCACUGUGUGUGCUGUUUUGCAGUGAUGUCACUUGAAUGAAAUCAAAACAUGAGAUGAGUUGCAUCAUUACAGUGUGCAUUAGUCAAAAUAUGUUAUGUGGGUGCUGAAGUGAACUGAGACUUUGGACAGUGGCUGGCGCUGGUGCUGGAGUAGUUCAGUACUUUUGCUUUUUUUGCUGAAAAGAUUGCCACCACUCUGAUGCCUGAAUGAUGAAUAUGAAGUUGGAUCCAGCAGCUAGUGAGCCUAGCUUAGCAUGAAGACUGGAAGCACCUCUAAAUCUCACUAACUAACACACUGGAGUCUCUGCUGGCUGCAGAAGGAGGAGUCACUGGGCCUGGUCAACAUGUAACACCUGUAAAACCACAAGUUGUUUAAUCUGUGCAAAAACCUCAUGUAAAACUGAGAAGAUACAACAUGUUAAGCAGUGAGUUUUACAGAUGCUGGAAGGUGGAUAUGGAUUAACUCUAGACAUAGCCAGGCUAGCCGCUUCCCUCUGUUUUUGGUCUUUAUGCUAAGCUAACUACCUACACGCUGUAGUUGCUAUCAAUCCUCUCAUUUAACUCUGCAAAUAUGUCUAUUCCUUUUUUAAAGAUUUGUAAGAUUUGAAACGGGAGGAACAAAAACCAGUGGUUUGGUCCUUAGAGUGUCAGACUUAUUUCCCACAAAUGCCUCACAUUCACUGCACUUGAUGUGGAAUAUUUAUCCUUCAACAAAAAAAACAACCUUACAUGAAGUGAACCAUUGUAUAAAGUACCAUUGUAUAAAAUGAUGUUUACUGUGACUGCGGGUGCUCUGCUGGACCCAUCAUCACUGUCACUGUGUUGACACUGGAGAUGAGUAGUUUCCAUCACUUUACACUGAGCUUCAGGGUUUUUUCUUUUUUAAUUUAUUUAAUGUUUGUUUGUUUGUUUGUUCCCAGACAGUUUAGCAUCUGAAGGGAGUGACGGACAAACAGCCUUUAAUUCCCUGAAUUCAUCAGUGGCAGAAAAUAUAACCUGUAAUAAUUUACCAGUGUUUCGUUGGAGGAGGAUGGUGUGUGUGUUAUACGUCUGUUCAUGUGUGUUUCACCUAUGAUUUUUCUGCCCUUACACCAACUAAAAUGGAAACAGAUGUGAUAUUAAAAAAGACAACUAAGAAUGGUUCUAUUAUAGAAAGUAAAAGUCAUGAAGGUGUUUGGAGGACAUGUAGGGCUCGUCACGCUCGCUGUAGCGUUUGUUUUGUGCCAGAGGAAAAAACUGUUUAAAAAGACUAAUUGAAAGCACCUUUGUAAAAGACACAAUGCCAAAUACUAUUCUUUUUGCUAUUUUAGGGUAAAGCUCAUUUUACAUAACAAAGUUUUCUGUAUGGAUUAUGAUUUUGUAUGUUUUGUUUUUCCAUCUUACCCUCCUCCCAGCCCCUGGGUGGGUCUCAGGAGUUGUAUGGCUGGUACUCUCAGAUCAGUAAGCACUACUCUGUGGAUACAGUGAAUGUGUAGAAAGCCUUGUAGUAUUGCAUUGUACGUAAUGUAUAUAAUGAAUAAAGACUGUAUUUUGUUCAGGUUUUCUUAA
Messenger RNA from Seriola aureovittata, 7196 nucleotides. It is a transcript of the gene mkln1, whose product is annotated as muskelin 1, intracellular mediator containing kelch motifs. Gene Ontology annotation, cellular component: cytoplasm. The record is from RefSeq and is a predicted model, not a curated record. The coding region runs from base 13 to 2241 and encodes 742 amino acids. The transcript is spliced from 18 exons. Lineage: Eukaryota; Metazoa; Chordata; Actinopteri; Carangiformes; Carangidae. Gene Ontology annotation, molecular function: protein binding.